UGCUUAUUGAUAAUAGUGUUGAAUUAGGGAUAUAUUGCACUGGAACAGGUUGCCCAGAGACUGUGGAUGCCCCAUCCCUGGAGGUGUCCAAGGCCAGGCUGGAUGGGGCCUUGAGCAACCUGGUCUGGUUGGAGGUGUCCCUGCCCGUGGCCAGGGGGGUUGGAACUAGAUCAUCCUUAAGGUCCCUUCCAACCCAAACCAUUCUAUGAUUCUCUCUCUAUAUAUAUUUAAACUUUUUUUUUGGUAUGAGGAGGAACAGUUUCACCAGAGCUGGAGGGGCAGUUGUGCAAAAUGAAGUGGUGUGAUGCUGGUGCCUUUAGGCUUUGUAUAGAAUGUGUCAUUUCUAAAAAGGGGCUGCCUGAUGAUGGUUUCCCCAUAUUGAGAAGCAGUUUCUGUUAUGCGUGAAGACAACCUCCAGAAGGCCGGGUGGUCACCUGGAGUGUGUAAUAGAUGCCCAAGGAACUUUUGUCUCCAUUACACUGCGAUGCCAAACUAUGCAGAGUUCAGGACCUAGAAGGAACAGGCAAUCACUGGAGUAAUCUGAAAUUCUUGGAUUUUGCACAUUUUGAUCCUCAUGACAGCAGCACAAGCAAGAUCUUAAAUGGAUAGAACUGUCACAAUGUUCCGCUAUUUUUCAAACUAUAAAUGUAUAGGUUGCAAAUGUGUAAAAUGGCUAUGGUUUUAGUGCCAGAACACGCUAUAGGAAUAAACACAGGAAAUGAGGCCUUAGUUUAAAGCAUGCUGAAAGAGCGUAUUAAUUUUUAAUUAAUAUUAGCUUCUAGUUUCAACAAGUUGAAUGUAGAUGUUGGUAUAAUCUAGGUAAUUAACAGUAAGAGAUGCUAACCUGUGGUAAAAAUACUCUUGUUUUAGCCUGUAAUGUAAGGAUCUAGUAUUCCCUCUGUGCAUUAAUGUACAAAGAUAAUGAAGAGAUUUCCCAUUUACUAUCUUUUAUCUAAAACGCAUAUAUUAAAUUGCAUUAAUCUUCCCUCAGAGGUGAUACAGUCCAUUGUUUUUGUCAUUUAUACAUUCUUUGUAAUUUGUCAAUGUUGCUGUUUCUUUUAUAGUCGAAUGAAGGAAAACUCUGCACAGUACUCCCAAAUGUGAGAUGAGCAAAGCUGGUGUAAAGAGGAAGUAGUGCCUCUCUGGCUUUAAAAAUCAAACCCGAUGUGUACAUGACUUGUAUAUACAACAGUUGCUUCUCUUGAAAUAGACAAGAGUUCGUACUAACACACACAUUGCCAGGGAUGGCUCAGGGACGAAAUAUGCCAUCUUUUUUUUUUUUUCCCCUAAGUCUGAUAUCUUUUACUCGUUAUGUUUUUACACACAUCCUUCACUUUGCAGCCUCUCGAAACCAUCAGUAUUUUUCUGUAUAUUUCCCACCUUUUUUUCAGCAGUCUCGUUGGUGAAUAACUACGUAAUUAUGUCCUGUUUCUGCUCUCACGGGAUGAAAUUGUGAAUAGGGGGGAGCUGCAUUUGCAAAAACAACCAGAAUGAAUAGAAGUAAAAUGCUUUCUGUGGGGACUUCUGCUUCCGAUGCCAGGACUCUUCAGAAGGCUUACUUUGUUGCUUGGCUUAAAGGAAGAUGAUGUCGUUAAUGAAUUAUGAGCAUCCUUCAGGAGGCUGGUGACCCUUCUGUCAUUGGUAAAUGCUGUCAUGGACAACUUUAAAGGCUCUUUUCCAAAACACCACAAGCAGUUAAUGCGCUUUAUAAAGGACUCCUGACCUUUUGCAUCUUCCUAAGUCGUAUCUAGAUGUCACCAGUGUUUCCCAUGUUAACAGUUCUGAGCAUGUUUUACUAUAUGUGCCUUCGGCGCCGAGCUAGGACAGCGACGAGAGGAGAAAUGAACAGCCGGAGGGCUAUUGAAUCGAACACCCGAGCCUUACCUAUCAACGUGGAAAUAGUUCAGUACGCCAAAGAAGUGUUGGAUUUCAGCUCUCACUACGGGAGCGAGAACAGCAUGUCGUACACCAUGUGGAAUUUGGCAGGUAUUCCAAACGUGUACCCUAGUUCGGGUGACUUCACUCAGACUGCCGUCUUUCGGACGUACGGGACCUGGUGGGAUCAUUGUCCCAGCGCUCGGCUGCCGUUCAAGAGGACACCACCCACCUUCUGUAGCCAGGACUACGUGGAGCUCGCUUUUGAGGAACCGGUUUAUCCCACCGCAGUGCACAUUCUGGAAACCUAUCAUCCUGGAGCUGUAGUUAGGAUUUUGGCGUGCUCUGCAAAUCCUUACUCACAAAAUCCACCAGCUGAAGUAAGGUGGGAAAUCCUUUGGUCCGAGGCACCUACAAAGGUGAAUGGUCCUCAGGCUCGGCAAUUCACACCUUGUAUCAAACAGAUAAACUUCCCCACAAACUUAAUCCGACUGGAAGUGAACAGCUCUCUUCUGGACUAUUACACGGAGUUGGAUGCAGUGGUACUACACGGUGUGAAAGAGAGGCCUGUGCUGUCACUGAAGACUUCCAUGAUUGAUAUGAACGAUAUUGAUGAAGAUGAGGAUGAAGAAAAGUAUGGCUGUGGAAUGGACACCCUUAAUAAGCAGUUCAGCAUUGUUACCCUCAGGGAAUGGCCGACUAAUGGAUAUUUUGAUAAACUGCCUUAUGAGCUCAUCCAGUUGAUUUUGAGUCACCUUACAGUACCAGACCUGUGUAGACUAGCGCAAACUUGUAAGCUACUAUAUCAACAUUGCUGUGAUCCUCUACAGUACAUUCAUCUCAGUUUACAACCUUACUGGGCAAGGAUUAAUGACACAUCCCUGGAAUACCUACAGUCUCGCUGCACUCUCAUCCAAUGGCUGAAUUUAUCUUGGACUGGAAACAGGGGAGCCAUCUCUGUUUCUGGAUUUAGCAGGUUCUUGAAAGUUUGUGGCUCUGAACUAGUACGUCUUGAGUUGUCUUGUGGCCAUUUCCUCAACGAAACGUGCUUGGAGGUCAUUACUGAAAUGUGUCCAAAUCUUCAGGAAUUAAAUCUGUCAUCUUGUGAUAAAAUACCACCUCAGGCUUUCAACCACAUAGCCAAAGUGGGCAGCCUAAAGCGUCUCAUUCUCUACCGAACAAAAGUGGAGCAAACAGCCCUGCUCAGUAUUCUGAACUUCUGCUCGGAGCUGCAGCACCUCAGCCUGGGCAGCUGCGUCAUGAUUGAAGACUACGAUCUCAUAGCGAGCAUGAUGGGAGCAAAAUGCAAAAAGCUUCGCAGUCUGGAUUUGUGGCGAUGUAAAAACAUCACUGAAAGCGGAAUAGCAGAACUGGCUUCGGGCUGCCAGCUUUUGGAAGAACUUGAUCUUGGCUGGUGCCCGACGUUACAGAGCAGUACGGGCUGUUUCACAAACCUUGCCCGUAAACUCCCAAACUUGCAAAAGCUCUUUCUUACGGCCAACAGGUCUGUGUGUGACACAGACAUUGAGGAGCUUGCUGCCAACUGCACGCACUUACGGCAGCUGGAUAUAUUGGGAACGAGGAUGGUGAGCCCUGCAUCUUUAAGAAAAUUGCUAGAGUCUUGUAAAGAUCUUUCUUUACUCGACGUGUCCUUCUGCUCGCAAAUUGAUAAUAGAGUUGUCCUAGAACUGAAUGCCAACUUUCCUAAUGUGUUCAUAAAAAAGAGUUUCACCCAGUGACUCACUACAUAUGCUGCUGUGGAAUUCAUUUGAUGGAGUUGUUUCCUGUGAAUUUGUGCUGACUCUUUUUAAGAAGAAUAUAGGUCCCCUAUGAAAUAGUGGAAAGUAUUAAUUAUCUACACAAAUGGGUAAAAUAGAUUUAAAUAUAUUAUGCAUUUCUUAAAGAGUUGAUAUUGUACCUAAGAAUUUAUUUACUCUGUGUUAGUUGGUGGCACUGCAUGUUUUUAAAUGCCAGCCAUAUGUGCGGCUUUAAUGAGAAGAAAAUGAAAAAUAUCUUCUUAAAUGUCCCUUUAUAGGGUGUUACACACAAUAAACUAUGUUAAUAUCCAGGUGAAAGCAGAAGCUCAAUAUUUAGCAGUAUGAAAAAGAUGGGUGCUUCCUUUUUUUAUGUAUAUGUGUUUGUAUGUGUAUAUAUAAAUGUAUACAGAUGUAUUUGUAUAUACAUACACGGAUACUGUAGCAUUCUAGUUUGGCCUGCAGCAUAAGAUGUUAUGAUCUGGCCUAUAAUUAGUUGUUUGAAAACCUGUUUACGCUUGUAUAAGAAUGGA
Molecule: messenger RNA, 4162 nt
Organism: Calidris pugnax (ruff)
Lineage: Eukaryota; Metazoa; Chordata; Aves; Charadriiformes; Scolopacidae
Gene: FBXL4
Product: F-box and leucine-rich repeat protein 4
Exons: 9
Coding region: 1752-3614 (620 amino acids)
Biological process (GO): SCF-dependent proteasomal ubiquitin-dependent protein catabolic process
Cellular component (GO): SCF ubiquitin ligase complex
Molecular function (GO): protein binding
Source: RefSeq, a predicted model, not a curated record